GUUGACUCAAACUUCUAGAUUCAGUAUUCAUCACGAGUCUUCACAACUCGAAAAAUCUAAAUCCCACUCCCAUCAUAUCAUUUCAAUCAUGGCGACACCGAAUUUUGCUUUUGGGGGCGGCAUAUUUAUGGCCCCGGAAUUUAAGAGCAGCGAAGAUGUUCAGGAAUACCUAAGCGUCCUCGAGGAGCAUGGCAUCAAGAUCAUAGAUACAUCUGCAAUCUACGGCAAGUCCGAGCAAUUUCUUGGAGAGGCAAAGGCAGCCAGUCGCUUCACGAUCGAUACCAAAGCCCCGGGCGCCAUGAGCCCCGAGCCCUCGACCAAAGAUGUCGUGGUUGCUGCCGGGAAGAAUAGCUUGGAGAAGCUCCGCACUUCGCAGGUCGAUGUUUACUACAUCCAUGUCCCAGACACUCGUCUCCCCUUUGCGGAAACGCUGGAGGGCAUCGACGCCCUCUACAAAUCCGGAGCAUUCCGGAGGUUCGGCCUUUCAAACUUCAGCCCAGAACAGACGAAUGAAGUCCUACGGAUUUGCCGGGAACGGGGCUUUGUGCUUCCGACGGUGUACCAGGGAAACUAUAACGCCGUGGGGCGUCUGGCCGAGUCUCAGCUCUUCCCCAUCCUCCGCGAGAACAACAUCGCGUUCUACGCCUACAGCCCAAUAGCCGGAGGGUUCCUAGCCAAGACCACAGAGGGGAUUAAGGAGGGAAAGGGGCGGUGGGACCCCUCGAGCUUCCUGGGAAAACUCUCCCAAGGUCUCUAUGGCAGUCGGCCCGCCAUGCUCGGUGCCCUGGACACGUGGAACAAGAUCGCAGCAUCUGAAGGCAUCCCCGCGUCGGAGAUGGCCUUCCGCUGGGUGUUCCACAACUCGAUCCUGGACGGGUCCAAGGGCGACGCGGUCAUUGUCGGGGCGUCCAGCCCGGAGCAGCUGAGGAAGACAGUUGCGGCCGUCCGCAAGGGGCCUCUGAGCUCGGCGGUCCAGGGGCAGAUCCAGGAGAUGUGGGAGGGCAUGAAGCAUGAGGCGUUCCUGGACAACAUUAGUGGGCAGUCUGAGGAGCUCAUGAAGGAGUUGGGGGAUAUGAUAAAGCAAAGUAAACAAUCGUGA
Messenger RNA from Diaporthe batatas, 1099 nucleotides. RefSeq lists its product as uncharacterized. The record is from RefSeq and is a predicted model, not a curated record. Gene Ontology annotation, molecular function: oxidoreductase activity. Lineage: Eukaryota; Fungi; Ascomycota; Sordariomycetes; Diaporthales; Diaporthaceae. The coding region runs from base 89 to 1099 and encodes 336 amino acids. The transcript is spliced from 3 exons. Gene Ontology annotation, cellular component: cytosol.